Molecule: messenger RNA, 798 nt
Organism: Salvia splendens (bonfire salvia)
Lineage: Eukaryota; Viridiplantae; Streptophyta; Magnoliopsida; Lamiales; Lamiaceae
Product: protein FAR1-RELATED SEQUENCE 5-like
Exons: 2
Coding region: 1-798 (265 amino acids)
Source: RefSeq, a predicted model, not a curated record
AUGGAUGUUAGCGUUGUGCCUGAAUGCUCUGCGGAAUUAAAGCCCGUUGUUGGUCAGAAGUUCCAAUCAUUAGAUUUUACAUUUGCGUUUUACGAUGUAUAUGCCUGCGCUGUUGGUUUUGAUACGCGCAAACAAGGGAUGAGGAAGGUGGACGAUGUUACAACGUGGUACUAUGUCGUAUGCAAUAGGGAAGGCCAGAAGAAGUCGAAUGACCAAUUGAAUGAACGUUUUGGUUUCUCAAUGAAGCGCCGACGGUUAUCCAAGCGAUGUGGUUGUAAAGCGAGUAUAUCAUUCAAGUUCUUCUCUGAAGGAGGACAUCCAGGUUAUAUAGUACAGGAUUUCAAUGAGGUUCAGAACCAUGAUAUGGUUGAGUCAGAGCAUCAGCAUUUUAUGUCAAUUAAUCGUCAUUUGGAUGAUGUUCAUCAGAAAUUCAUACUUGAUUGUUCAAAAGCGAAUAUUGGCCCCACACUUACAUUUAAGGUGUUGAAAGAAACUCUCGGUGGGUUUGACCAUGUCGGUUGUACGGUCGGUGAUAUCAGGAAUGCUUCACGCGACAUCAAAGCAUACACACAUGGAUUCGAUGUGCAAAUGGUGUUGGAUGGCAUGGCUAAGAAGAAGGAAAUGUCCGAGUCGUACACAUAUCACUACGAAGUUAAUGAUCACAACCAGUUGGUUGCUCUGUUUUGGUGUGACGGCUUGAUGAAGAGGAAUUACCACAUGUUUGGUGAUAUUGUAGCCUUUGACUCCACGUACAACACAAACAGGUACAUACCUUUUGCAUUAUUAUGUGCAUUAUAA